Molecule: messenger RNA, 8913 nt
Organism: Lutra lutra (Eurasian river otter)
Lineage: Eukaryota; Metazoa; Chordata; Mammalia; Carnivora; Mustelidae
Gene: INPP5A
Product: inositol polyphosphate-5-phosphatase A
Exons: 13
Coding region: 281-1306 (341 amino acids)
Biological process (GO): phosphatidylinositol dephosphorylation
Molecular function (GO): inositol-polyphosphate 5-phosphatase activity
Source: RefSeq, a predicted model, not a curated record
GGCGGCGGCGGCAGCGGCUGCGGGAACUUCGGCGGCGGCGAUCCUAAUGGCUGCGCGCGGGCCGCGGUGAGGCGCGGGCGGAGAGCGACGGGCGCGGGUCCGCGGAGCAGCGAGGGCGAGCGAGCGAGCGCGCGCGCGGCCGGACCCCGGCCAGGCCCGGCCCGACCCACCGAGCCCGCGAUGCGCCCCGGGGCCGCCCCCCGGCGCAGCUGACGCCGCGGCCCGCGGAGACCCCAACCGGCCGGCCCCGCGCGAGCGGCCGCCGCCGGCCCAGGCCACGAUGGCGGGGAAGGCGGCCGCCCCGGGCACCGCGGUGCUGCUGGUCACGGCCAACGUGGGCUCCCUCUUCGACGACCCAGAAACCCUGCAGAAGAACUGGCUUCGGGAGUUUUAUCAGGUCGUGCACACGCACAAGCCGCACUUCAUGGCGCUGCAUUGCCAGGAGUUUGGAGGGAAGAACUACGAGGCCUCCAUGUCCCACGUGGACAAGUUCGUCAAAGAGCUGCUGUCCAGUGACGCCAUGAAGGAGUACAGCCGUGCCCGCGUCUACCUGGAUGAGAACUUCAGGUCCCAGGAGCACUUCACGGCAUUAGGAAGCUUUUAUUUUCUUCAUGAAUCCUUAAAAAACAUCUACCAGUUUGACUUUAAAGCCAAGAAGUAUAAAAAAGUCACGGGCAAAGAGAUCUACUCGGACACGCUGGAGAGCACGCCCAUGCUGGAGAAAGAGAAGUUUCCGCAGGAUUACUUUCCCGAGUGCAAGUGGUCCAGAAAAGGCUUCGUUCGGACACGGUGGUGUGUCGCAGACUGUGCCUUUGACUUGGUCAACAUCCAUCUUUUUCAUGAUGCUUCCAAUCUGGUCGCCUGGGAGACGAGCCCCUCGGUGUACUCGGGGAUCCGGCACAAGGCCCUGGGCUACGUGCUCGACAGAAUCAUCGACCAGCGAUUCGAGAAAGUGUCCUACUUUGUGUUUGGCGAUUUCAACUUCCGGCUGGACUCCAAGUCCGUGGUGGAGACUCUCUGCACGAAGGCCACAAUGCAGACGGUGCGGGCCGCUGACACCAACGAGGUCGUAAAGCUGAUAUUCCGUGAGUCGGACAAUGACCGGAAGGUGAUGCUUCAGCUGGAAAAGAAACUCUUUGACUACUUCAACCAGGAGGUUUUCCAUGACAACAACGGCACCGCGCUCUUAGAAUUUGACAAAGAGCUGUCUGUUUUUAAGGACAGACUGUAUGAACUGGACAUCUCGUUCCCUCCCAGAUCCUGGGUGGAAAUUCUCAUCACUCUGGCAUGUUCUGGGCAACUGUAACACAGGCAUGGGCGUGUCCUGGGGACACGUGGCACCCUGUCAUCAGACAGAAUAGCUCUGCUCCUAGAACAGGCUCAGAAACCAGACGGUCUUUCAUGCACGCUCUGUGAGGGCCCCAUCCCUGCACCACAUUCAGCAGUCGCACGUGUGAAGGCUGGCAGGACCCCCAGUCCAGCACAUGGGACUUCCAGCUGCUCGUGGGAAUGGGCUGGUGUCCCUCUGACCUCAGGGUCCAGGCUCUGGCCAAGGGGGCUGCGGUGCGAGUUGUAGGGGGAAGACUGGUAGGGACUGUGAGUCUGGGACAGCCAGGAACACAGCAGGACCAGAGGCACAUCCCCAGUGGCUCCCAUCCAUGGACUGACCAAGGGUGUCCCCCUCAGAGCCCCAACCCUGCUUCACAGGUUGUCACCUGCAGUCAGACGCACGUCAGGUCCGCCUGAGGUCCAAAGAGGUUCUGAGGGUUUGUGAGCCUGCUUCUCCCUGGGUGUGGUAGGCCGGAUGUCCUGAAUGGCAGCCCCUAUUGGAAAAACUCGAGGAUCUCCUUUUUGGGCUUUGCUGAGCUGGAGAGGACGGAGGCCUGGGGACCCUCUCGGGCAGAGGCUACGACCCUAUGGACACGUGGACCCUGCGCUGGUGUCUGCUUCUUGAGUUUCUCUUAAACCUUGCCACCUUGCAUGUCACUUGGGCACAGACCACGGAAGAUGCCAGCAGGACGUGGUCAAGGCCAGAGCCCGCGGGACCUGGUGGCCAGUGCCCCAGGGGGUGUGAGCAGCAAGCCCGCCACCAACACGGGCAGCAGAGAGAUCCGCCUACCUAUACCCGAACCGUCAAGAGUCUGGGAGGACAAGUCAGCCCUCACCCACGUCGGGUAAUGGGGUCCUGGCUUGGGGGUCCCUGGACUGAUGUUACCUGGUGAGGAAAGCACAGGCCUCCCUGGGGGGUAGCGGUGACUUAGCCACGGCCGUGAAACCCUGCCUACUUGUCGGGUCCUCUUCGCCCCCGGACAGGAGAAGGUGGUGACCUGGUGCCGUUGGGGGAGGCGCUUGAGAAAGCUGCCUGUGUGUGUUGGGCAGCAGGGUACCUCCGACCGUUUUCCCCAGGACUCCCUAGGUGGGCUGUAUGCACAGGGGGGUCACCCUGCCCUCCUCGAGGUCCGUGAGGUGCCGGACACAGCUGCUGCGCGCAGAUCUCCGCGGGGGUCGCUUGGCUCGGGCGGUGGAAAAAUGGCCCAGACCUGUGCCUGCCCCAUCCCGUAUGCCGUGGCCACAGGGACCCGCGGCAGGGUGCUGUCCUGGGCCGUGCAGGUCACAUCGGCGAGACCCAGGAGUCCUGGGAGCCCGUAGGAGCAGAGCACUCACCCUGGCUGGGGACAGGAGUGGUGACAGGAGGGGACGCCGAGGUCUUACCAGUCCUGGCUUCACGGGUGCAAACACUGGCUGGUUAAGUCAUCAAAUACUUUCCCUUUAAUGAGGGAGUAAGAGUGUAAUUCCUCGGAGGAAAGGUGGAAGCUUUCUAACCAAACCAGCAUCGCUCGACCACCAGAGCCCAGCUUCCAGAGACCCUAGUGAGCUGCCGGGUCACCACGCCUCCCCCGCCGCCCGGGCCACCAACCCUCCCCCUCCAAGCCUGCCAUCCCAGUCACCCACCCCUCCCCUGCUGUUCGGGUCACCCCCUCCCCCACUGCCUGGAUCACACCAGGCCCCCUCCUUUGACUGUCUUGUCUUUGGAAACAAGGCCUGUGACCAGAGCCCCAGGGGUGGUCAUGUGGGGUUUGGAGAGCCGCCCCAGACUGUGGGAGGAGUUUACACAGCAGCAAAGUCCAGGAAAAGGACAAGUGAUGAGGGGUGAUCAGAGGCUUGGUACCUGCUGGAUAUUUGCUGAUGGUACCGUGAGAUAAGUGGUCAGGCAUGCUGUGUGUGCACAUGUGGGUGUGCACGUGUGUGUGCAUAGCGGUGUGUGAGCUCACAUGCAGAUGUGUAUGUGUGUGUGGGCGUGUACGCAUGUAUACGGGGAUGUAUAUUCACCCCUGUGCACUGCGUAGCCCCAUGUGCCGGUGAGCAUGUAGGUGUGAGUCACGUGCAUGUGUGUGCGUGUGUGUGCAGAGCAUAUGUGCGUGGGUUGCACGUGUGUAUAGAGUCUGCGCAUGCCUGGCUGUCUGCAUGGGUUUGGGUGUAUGUACAUGGGGUGUGUGGACGUGUUAAUAGAGACUCGGUGUACACGUGGCUGCGUGGGUGCACUUCUGGGUAUGGGGUGUGUGAGUGCAUCAUAGUGUGGGUACGGGUUGUGUGUGCGUGUAUGCAUGGAUGCGGGUGAGGCCCCUGUGUGUGUGCGUGUGCACAAGUGUGCACGCGGAAGUGCGUCCACGCGGAGUCUGUGCAUCUGGCGUGCGUGCAUGUGGGGGGGUGUGCAUCCAGGCAUGCAUGUGCAGGCGUGUACUUGGACAUAUGUUGCCUGGGUGUGUGCACGGGUGUGUGUGUGUUGCUGGGGUGUGUGAACAGCCCAGAAGACCUCACCCCACACAUCUCCAUUUUAAGAGAACGGCUUUUCACUUUGGGGGCUGCUCUGCGUCGGCCGUGGGACCCGUCAAGGCACCCUGUGUGUUCUCCGUGGCCCCGGUGGCACUCGGGACAGACUUCUGCUCCCUUCUCGCUGCCAGGCUCCCAGGACUUUCUGGAAGGGGGCUGAGCCCGUGCGGCCGUGGCUGCCUCAGGCUACCCUGCAUCUGGUCUCGGUGAGGCCUCAGAAACCGGGACCACGGGGCUUGUCGUCCGAGGGCAUCCGCCUGGUCCGGGGGGCACGGUGGGAACGCGGGCCUGGAGCGGCUGCUCCUGGUUUUCAGAGCCUUUCUGCCCCCUGUCCACGUGGUGAGGGCCUCGCACACAGAUGGCAUGGGCUGGGCCUCCCUGAAGGCCCCUCCCAUAGCACCGUGCAGAGCGGGACGGUCCCCUGGGGCGGCACACCGAGACCAGAGCCGGCCCAGGCAGUGGGUUUCGGUGUGUGUCAGCACAGCACACCUGUGAGCUCACAGACAUUUCGUCAGUAGAUGGGCCUUGUCGGGAGAGAGCAACUUCACAGAGACAUCGGUCACCGUUCCCCACCAGCUAACGGAACCUCACUCCCAACGGACUAGAACUUAACGCCAUAAUUUGCUAGAAAAGGUGCUAAUACUUCAGAUGUUUAUGGAGCCAUCUGCUCUGUUCUCCACUGAGGGCUCAGCGUGAUGGCACCUUCAUGAGAGUGACCGCCCAGUGGUGACGGUCAAGAAGCAGAGUGCCUGCGGCCUGGCUGGAAUGGGCCCAACUGGAGGGCCCAGCCCUGCACUCCAUGGUGGCACUGUCCCCACUAGCAGGUCAGGGACAGCACCCACCCCCAGAUGGUGGUCUGUGAUGCCAGAUGGUGUGUCCCUGGGCCCCCAGCGGCUCACCAUGAGCACAAGCUGCUACGUGUCUGUGACCCGCUAGUUCCUGGCUGCUGGAAGGGGUCUCUUGCCCACAUGCACACUGGCCACAUCACCAGCCAGGCCUCAGAACGCCAGAUGGUACACAUGUUCCAGACGUUGGCACGUGCCGGACGGCACAUCCCUUGGGGCCACUGAACAGAGCACCGUUGACCAUGGCACGUAGGCACCCGGGGCCCAGGCACGUCCUCCAAAGCUCCGGGUUUUCCUUGAAAGCUUGAGUUUUGUCAUUGACAACAAAUACACUUGGAUAUCUACGUGGAGAGGGAAAAUGACUCAUUUCAUCACUUCUUGAGAAACUCCCCCCCCCCCGAUGCUCAUGUCUGAGUGACAACGGUCUCCGCUUUUCUAGCAAAACAAAGAUACUCCACAGAAAUGAACUGGAACGCCCACCAGCAGAGCGCGGUGUGUGUCCAUCUCAUCCCGCCGCACCUCGGAACGGCGUGCCUCCCAGGCUGGGCAGUCUGUGCAGUGGCCGUGGGUUUCUUAGUGUGAUGCCUGCCACAGUCCUCCGUGCCGCAGGCCACUGCUUCUGUCCGCCCACGCAACUGCAGAGCCGGGAGGGCGGCACACGGUGUGUCAGGGGACUGUACCUUCCAGCCCUGCCUGGAAGGGAGCAGGGACCCCGGGGCUCCGCACGGCACACUCCAAGGCCAGCCAGAACCUGGAAGGAGCCAGAACGUGCACGAUGGCGGGAUGGGUUCUCGCUGCUGGAGGAGAGCGUCACACAACGGCGGGCACCACAGACUGCGUCCUGCGAGCAGAUCUGAAGUCAUGCCGUGCCCGAGGGAGCCACGCGUGGGUGCCUCCCGCCCUCCCGCAUUCGUGGGACCAGUUGGCGGCUCUGGGGUCACGAUCCUUGACUUUCCAGGCAGUGGCAGAGGGUUGGCAGGGUCCGUAGGUGUUGUGCGGUGGGUACAUGGGCCCUGCCCCUGUGCAACACUGUGCGAAGUCGAUUGCGAGCUGAGGAAAACGGGAAAGGCCUGGAUCUGCUCCUCAAAGCUCUGGCAGGAAUUUGCUUAUUUAGGGAAAGUUGGAUGGGGACAGUCAGUCACAUGUUCCCAAAGGCAGACAACAUCCACGGCGGGAAGGAGACCUUUUUACCGAUCAAACGGAUUACAGAAUAGGACGAAGUUGUAGCUUUUGGAAAGGAUGAAAGUUAAACAUGCCGCGGGGCCUGCGGGGGGGCCGGCUGUGCCCAUGGGGGCAUUCGGUUUUCCGUUAAGGGUUAAGAGGCUCUUUUCAACUUUGUUCUGGGCUGUUACCUCAACUCCAGCCGCCCGUGGUUCCUGUCUGCCGUGAUGUGUCGGGUUGUGACGUUAGGAUGAGAAGGGGCACAGUCUGCCAUCUGCCAGGCCUGGUGAUUGGGAAGGAGCCAGGAUGUCUGUCUGUCCCACUGGCCGCGGGGUCCUGGUUGGACGUGGCCCACACAGGGGCGCCGGUGGGCGUCAGAGGAUGGGCACGGCGGAGGUGAGCUACUCGGGAAAGCCUGCCGCGGGGCGCAGGGCCGUGCCCAGGGGCCGGGGUGGUCCUUGCCGCCGACCCCUCCCCCGGACGGCUCAGUGCUACCGCGGCGCUGCUCAUUUGGCCCAACCAUCCUUCGGGCUCCUCCCCUGUCUUUUCCAGGAAUGUCAGUACCGGGCGGCAUCUGGGGACGCCGGGGUCCCGAGUGCUCUUGCUCUGACAGGCCCUGUCAACACCGCCGCGCCCUGGGUCUGCGGCCACUCACGCAGGCGCUGUCCUCCGGCAGGGCUCCAAGGAGGGACUUCCAUCCCUGGGGCAGCACCCUGCCCCGCCACCCGCACUGGGGAGAGCAGGUGCACAGUGUGCCGGUCAGGCUGGUGGUUCACCUUCCGUUUCCUCCUGCGCCCGGCGGCCCCACCGGCGGCCGGCCCUGUAGACGUAGGCUGGCACACACAGCCGGGCUUUGUGCCUCCCAGGCUGUGGUGUUGAGGGCCGCGUGCUUGAGGACAGGUGGGCGAUCGUUACUUUAUCACCAGCGGUUAUGGCGGCUCUCCCCCACCGUGGGAGCACGGGCUGGGUGCUUGUCCCGUGUCCCCAGCCCGCCAGGGUUUGCUUUCAGGUAAGCGUGCAGGCACGGCGGGCAUCCGUCACUGUACGAUCUGGAGGUGUGCGGAUUGCAGACCCGCAGUGUUGGGCCCGGUGCCCUGUGCUUGCCGAUGGGGCCCACACGUAUGCUGUGGGAGGAAGGACAGGGAGCCGCCCGGCCCCCUCCUCCGGCCCCGGGGCUAUGUGGGGAGGGCAGUGCACCCACCAGCAGGACAUCUCGGGACCGGCCGCUUGCUCCUUCCAAGUCAACUGUGUUCACACUGGACUGUGGCAGUGGGUCCUGCCGGCACGAUGGGCUGGGGCCCGCCGAGGGGUCUCCUGUCAUCUCUACAGCAUCAGGGGCAUAGCUGAGCGUUGCAGGUGGCAUCUGAGCACGUGGCCUUCAUCCCGUUUCCAGGCUGCAUCUGAGCCUGGACGACUGGCUGUCGCCUGGCAGAGGGCCCCCACCCAGCAGCUGCCCGCCCGUGGCCGCCCUCACCCCUGACCUCUGCCCCCAGCCAGGGCUCUCGUCCCAUGACUCAGCACGUUGUCUGGAAACUGGGGUUGAUCCGUGUGGACUCCCGGCUCACAGGCAGCACGUUCCGGAGACAGUCUGCCGCCGGCCUGGGCACGUUUCCCAGGCAAGGUUGUGCGUGCGAGGCCAGCAGUCCCGGCGGGCUGGUGUCGCUCCCUCACGGUCACAGCUGGGCCGGGUGGCCCCACUUUCCCUGCAGAGGACUCUGUCCACGCAGGAUGCCGUUAGACGGGGGGGCUGGGUCGGUUUUGUUUUUAAGCAUAUUUGCUGCUUUGAGUCUUUAAUCAAGUGAAGCGGUGACUCCCUGAGAGGUGGGGACCCUCGGCCCCUGUUUCUGGUGAAUCUGGGGGACCCCCGGUGGGACGGGGUGAGGCCAGGAGCCCUUCGCUCCGGACAGCGUCAUGUUCUACAGAGCCUGAUAGUUGCCGCGGGAUGUGGGUCUUGAGCAGCGGGACGGGCCAGGGUCCCCACAGACCAGGUGCCGCCACCGCCCCUCUCCCCAGCAGCGAGCAACGGGGAAGCGAAGCGGAGAACAAGCUUAUUAUAAUAAUAUAAUUAUAAUUCUACUAUAUAAUUUGCAAUGGACCUAGAAGCAGAUUAUUACAAGGAGUAGUUUAGACCCUAGGAUGGCUGUGCGAAACGCAGCCCGGACACGCAGACACGCCGCGCUGGCGUGGACGCAGCAGCCACCACGACACGCCUGCCCCGCCGGCUCGCUCUGAGGUCCUUGGCCACCACUUCAGUCAGUGCCAGCGCGUGCACUUGGGGUGAGGCCAGUGGUUCUCAGGGACCGAGGAGGCCCGCCGGCCCACAGGGUGGUCCCAGGGCGUUCUGGAAAUAGGAGGAAGCCGCCCGGAGGGGGCCUGCUGGCGGCACCCCGCACACUUCUCGCCCACGCUUGGGUCACUUGCCUAUUAGGGGGUUAGCUGUGGUGACUCUGUCCCCAGGCGACCGUCAGGGCCUCUCCCAGGGGCUAAGCCGUGUUGGGGGUCAGGAAGGGGUGCCUGUGUGGCCAGAGCAGCGUGUCCGGGACAGUCCCAGGCCAUGCCACAGCGAUGAACCCAUGGCCCGGGCACCAGGCACUUGCCAACACCAGAUGCUGUGGUGGAGCAGGCUUGGGUCUGGGCACGGGGAGGGGGCGCGGGGAGAAGGCGUACACCCGCGUCAGACCCCCACUUCCAGAGGCUUCCCUGGAGCCAUGAGGGGACAUCUGGGUGAGAGUCGCGCAGCGGCACCCCUGCAUUCUCAGGCCACGCGUUCGGCCACCCCCAGGACACAGGUGGGGAAGGAGGCCCGUCUGUGCACUGACCACGUCCAAAACUAAAACCACAAUGUCCUAGAUGAUGCCCCUGGUUUGUCCCAAGAUCCACUGCAGCUAAAAUUCAAGUGAGAACUUGGAUUUGCGGGUUUGACUUUGUGUUCUGGAAACUUAUCUACGUUGUUUCCUUGCCUCCAUGGCGCUGGCCACUCUGCGUGCGUGGGAAGAGCCACACGGCCCUCCCCGGGGCCUUGGGGGACAGUGGGAGGUGGGGCCGCAGCCGGACGCUGACCAGGCGCCCUUGUGUC